AGUAUUGAAAAACAAUUUGAAGACAUGUUUUUAACCAAAGUGAAUUAUUCUCUUCUUUGUCUUGUUAUCCUCUUAAUGAGCAACCUGGAUAUAGAUAGAAUAGAUAUACACCUGUAUAUGGUCAGGGAAGGUCUUCAUGCUGUGCAGCAGCUGGGUGACGGUGGAGCAGAGCAGGCGUACAGACAUGGCCUCAGCCUGGUCCUGAGUGGUAAGAUUGAACACACACGCUGUGGCCACCAGGUGGACAUGCAGACUUGCAGGAUGGCUCUGCAUGGCGUUCAGGACCAGCUAGAAGAUACACACAACAGCCAAAUCAGCCCAUUCAUCAAUGAUGUGGUCUCACAGGGGACCAACGCACCAAGGUGCUGAAACCAAUGCACAGAGUGAACUCUCUUCCUGGCUGUUUGGAGCUUCGUGCCGGCCCUUUAUUCUCAAUGAGAGCGAGGACUCAGGGAGUGUGAAGACAGCAUGGAGGGUAUGAAACCUCAACACAGCUGAAACACAGACCUGGACCUGUCAAGCUGCGUCUCCUGGAUGACUGACUGAACCAACUGACAGAGAAGUCUUUGUUUGUGGUGAUAAAGCAAGAGAGAAGCCAUGGGACCCGGAAUGUGGAGCUUGUUUACUCUCUUUGGUCUGUCCCUCUGGAGCAACAGUGAAGCCUUCACCAAGAACCCCAUCCUCUCCCGGACUCGAAGAGCUCCAGAGGCAAGUGGAGAAAACAAGAGGUGCUCUUACACCUUCCUGGUUCCUGAGCAGAAGAUCACGGGCCCCAUCUGCGCGGCCCGAGGUCCCGUCCCUGACAAAGACAGAGUGACGCGCCUUGACGUGGCUGCGGUGCGUGACCUUCUGUCCAAGCAACGGCGGGAGAUGGAGACGCUGAAGCUGGUUGUGGAUGUGGACGGCAACCUGGUGAAUGAGAUGAAGCUGCUGAGGAAAGAGAGCAGGAACAUGAAUUCCAGGGUGACCCAGCUCUACAUGCAGCUGCUGCACGAAAUCAUCAGGAAGAGGGACAACUCACUGGAGCUGGCUCAAUUGGAGACACGCAUCCUUAAUGCCACCGCUGAGUCACUGCGCCUGUCCUCCCGCUACAAGGAACUGGAGGCCAAAUACGCCGCCCUCUCAGCAAUAGUCAACAACCAGUCAGUGGUCAUAGGAGCUCUGGAAGAAAGUUGUAUGAAGAUGUACGAUCGCAGACAAGAGCCGCCACCACUGGGUCCUCCCAUGGUGCAGGUAGUGCCCGAAAAUAUUCCUGUUAAUGUGCCGCGAUUCACCAAUGAGAUCCGGGGGGAUAACAGUGGAGGAUUUGUCCGUGAAAGGGGCUCUCGCUCUGGACCGUCACCAACAAGUGGCACACUGGAGGUCCAGAAACCUCCUCAGACAAACUUUAGUGCUGAAGGUCCCUUCAGAGACUGUCUGGAGGCUCAAGAGGCAGGCCACAUCGCCAGUGGCAUGUACCUGAUCAAACCCGACGAGGCAGAGAGGUCCCUGCAGGUCUGGUGUGAGCAGGACAUAGACAACGGAGGCUGGACUGUAAUCCAGAUCAGGAAAGACGGCUCUGUCAACUUCUUCAGGAACUGGGAAAAUUACAAGAGCGGCUUUGGGAACAUCGACGGAGAGUAUUGGCUCGGUCUGGAAGGCAUCUACAAGCUGGGACGUCAGGGCGACUACAAGCUGCAGGUGGAGCUGGAGGACUGGAUGGGGAAGAAGGUGUAUGCUCAGUACAGCAGCUUCCACCUAGAGCCUGAGAGCGAGGGCUACCGCCUGAGGUUGGGCACCUAUCGGGGCAACGCUGGCGACUCCCUCAGCAGCCACAACGGCAAACAGUUCACUACCCUGGAUCGAGACAAGGACGCCUUCUCAGGUAACUGUGCCCAUUUCCACAAAGGAGGCUGGUGGUACAACGCUUGUGGCCAAGCCAAUCUGAACGGCGUGUGGUACAGCGGAGGCGUCUACAGAAACAAAUUCCAGGACGGGAUCUUCUGGGCUGACUAUGGCGGAGGCUUCUAUUCCAUGAAGUCGGUCCGCCUGAUGAUUCGGCCCAUCGACGCAUGAGACACUGGACUGUGCUGGUCGACGCAGUGUGGACUUGAACCUCAUUUCUAAGGAAGUGUGAUGUCAAAUAUCAACAUUGAUAGGAGGGUGAAAUCCCUCCUUUUACAGACUGGACUGCUCUGUUCAUAUGUACAUGCGUAUCACUAUAGUUACAUAAAUAGGGGGAUUGGGGUCAUAUUUAUAAGACCUACCGUUCCUUUCACCAGUAAUAUAUACACUCCUGAUCAAAAUGUUAAGACCAGUUGAAAAAGUGCAAGAAUUUACACUUUGGUCUAAGGAGGUUCUAAGUCAGGGGUCAGAAACUUGUGGGCCAUUUGCGGCCCACCAAAUCGUAUCUUGCGGCCCGUGACUGGACGUCAAAGAGUUGUGUAACUGCAGCCCACAACAUCCGGGCAAGCUCAAUGUUACUUACAGGGGCAAGUAAACACCAACACUGAACUAACAGUGGUGUUAUGACAUGGAUGUAUUGUGAAUUGUAACGUAUCGUGAGGUACCCUGAGAUUCCCAGCCCUACUCCCAACACUUGAUGCGGCCCAACCUCACCCAGACUCUACCUCCACUGGCCCCCGGUGAAAUUGAGUUUGAGACCCCUGUUCUAAGUCGAGCUUCAAAAUGCAAAAAGAAGAAAUGGAUAAGAGACAAAAAAUGUUUUGAGUAGGCAGUUUAUUGCAAACAAGCAUAAAAGUGAAAUAGGCUGUUCAUCAGCUGAUCAAAAGUUUAAGACCACAGCCUUUAAAAGACAAAAUCUUGACAUAAAUGUGGACUUAUUUUAUUUCUGUCCGGUAUUCUCACUGUCAUGAUCUCUUGAUGGCAAAGGCAAAGAAGCUUCCUGUCUUGGUUGGAUUGUUGAGCUGCAUAAGCAAGGCCUCUUACAGCGCGCCAUUGCUGCUGAGGUUGGACGCAGUAAGACAGUCAUUUGAAACUUCUUUAAAAAAUCGUAAGGUUAUGGGACUAGAAAGUCAAGGCAAUUUCUCCGGAGGAUCUGAUUGGCUAUCCAUCAAGACACGGGACGAUCCUCGGCCCAAAUGAAGGUUGUUACUGAUGCCAAGUGCAGUCCAGUAACCAUCAGACGGCAUGUGCGACAGAAGGGUUUUCAUUCAAAGGCCUCGUCUCCUUCAAAGCCACAAAAUUGCCCGUUUGGAAUUUGCAGAGAGCACCAAACAUGGGACAUUGAAAGGUGGUCUGUGUGGUGAUGACUGCCUCCUUCAACAGGACAACGCUGCAGUUCACAAUGCCUGCUUGACAAAGGACUUCUUCCAGAGGAACAAGCUCACUUUUUUGGACCAUCCUGGUGUUGCCCAGAUCUAAAUCCGAUUGAGAACAUUUCGGGAUGGAUGGCAAGGGAAGUUUACAAAAAGGGACAUCAGUUCCAGACAGUGGAUGCCUUCUGUGAAGCCAUCUUCACCACCUGGAGCAACAUCCCCACUAGCCUCCUGGAAACACUGGCAUCAAGCAUGCCCAAAGCAAUUUUGAGGUGAUUAAUAAGAAUGGUACAGCUACUCAUUACCGACUCCUUUUUCGAACAUUUUAUGGGGGGGUUCCAGGGUUUUUUUUAGCUAUGGUCUUAGACUUUUCAUCAGCUGAUGAACAGCCCUUUUCACUUUAAUGCUUGUUUGCAAUAAACUGCUUACUCAAAAAUGUUUUUGCCUCACUCCCAUUCUUUUUGCAUUUUGAAGCUCUACUUAGAACCUCCUUGAAGGGUCACUGACAUGAUUUAUUGUGUUAAUUUGUUCGACAUUGUUCAUUUUUUUGAAAGCAAAUUAUAAAUUUGCUGAAAUUAUAUUUCUAUUUCAUGGCGGCAGCCAUGAUGAACUCGUCGCAGCAAAGCAUCAUUUCCAGAAGUGACAUCAGCGGAGUAACACCUCUCAGCUACACAAACAUAAACAUAGCGGUGUAGAUGACAGAGGAUGUUUACAGUCAUUAUAGUGAAGAUUUGAGCGAUGUGUCAAUAGUUUUUUUUUUGUUUGUUUUUUUGUCAAUAGUUUUUGAGGAGAAAAGAAGGGAGAAACAUUUGGAGAUGAAAUAGAGAACUUGCCAAACAUGGAUUUAAGCCUUUAGACAUGGAGAUGGUCGCCUUCGAAACACAGAAUGGUAAGUGUAAAUUAAAACUCUGGAGUGGCUUAUCCUUUAAUUAUUGUUUUAAAUCAGCUUAUUAAUGAGCAUAAAAGGGUCUUUAUAGCCUGAUUUAUUUCAUGUGUCGUCGCAGUGGCAGCCGCUGCCGUCGCCGCCCCCCACCGUCAACAUAUUGCUGUGAAAAGAUGUUUACAUAACAUGCAUAAUGCUUUUGCAACCUUGUUGCGAUGAUAAAAUAGUGUUGAGAAUACAAUAUGUAAACAAGACAUGAUUUAUCCUGUUCUGUGGCAACUGUUACGUAGUGGUUGUUCUUGUCUCUUUUUUUUUUUUUUUACGUGUACAGGCCGGUACUAUUCCGCUGGCGGAAUAGCGUUCUUUUUCAAAAUGUGUUUAUACCGUACUUUCAAGCCAAAUGCUUCUUGUAAAAGUGUUCCUUCGAAGCAGUCAUCAGGGAAAUGAACACUGCAAAAAAAAAAAAAGAACCUGAGGUGGGGAUCCAUCUGCCUCUUGUUUUCUGCGCUUGCUUUGUCAAUUUUUGUCUUAAACCUUCUUCUUUUGGAAAAGAAAACAAACUUAAAGUAUCACUCGGAUACUGUAAGCAUCCAGCGGCAACACAACAUUUGGGCAUGACUACUGUUUUGAUAAAAAACACACCUAACAAAGUCUACGCGCUACCUCGAGAAGCUUUGUUUACUGUGCUUUAGCUGAGAGCUUUUACGCCGCUGCCGCCACUUGCGGGAAUGAUGCUUAGCUGUGACGGGUGGCGCCAAGAACUGUAAAUGUAAUUUUUGCCAAUUUACCGUUGCCUUUCAAAAAAACGAACAAUGUAGAACAUAAUUACAAACUAUAUAUAACAUAUUUAAAGCAAAGUUGAUAAAUCAGGUCAGGGACCCUUUAAGAUCCAACAGUGCAAAAUGUAAAUUCUUACAGUACAACUUUUCAACUGGUCUUAAAAUUUUGAUCAGGAGUACAUGUGUAUCGGUAAAGGAAAACGAAGAACUGCAGGUGCAGUUGAAUUAUUGCAACAUGCCAAAUGCGACAAGUUUAAUGUUUUCCUAAUUCUGGCUACACACUUAUAGGAGCUGUCAGGAUUAAGACUUUAAUGCAGCUCUUCCUACCUCACCGCAAAUAUAAACAUCUGAAGGAAACGCUCAUAUAUGGUAUUUAACCUCAGCAAUAGUUCCUGGAAACUGGAAAAUAGCUUUAUUUUGUCUCACCUCCUCUGAAAUAAGGCCUUUCCUUUUUGCUUCACACUUAAAAUGACCUUUAUGUUUAACUAUGAGCUGGAAAAAUAUAAUUUAUAUGUACAAUUAACUUAUCCUAACAGUGAAAAGGGCCCGGUGUCCUUGGGGAACGGAUGUAUAGCAGUCAUUCUUGAGUGUGCGCUUACAUAUAGUUGCUUGUUUUUGUCCGUCAAACUCCCUGAGUAGCAUGGAACUGUUUGUUGUUUUGCAGAGUUUUAAGAGUUAUAGGCACUGAGACCAACAACGAGAAACACAUUUCAUAAAGCCAGACAGGAUGGAGAAGGGGGAGCAGGCGGGUGGGGGGGCUAUUGGGAUGGAAGCGGUCCAGAUUUCCAAGUUAUUCCCCCUAGCUCCCUUUUAAAUACACAGACAUUUACAUUCUUUCCACACACAACUGCUUGAACUGUAUGUUUUCUUGGAAAUAUCUUCCAUCGACCAAGUCACGGGCCAGUGCACUCUGUAAUCACUGAUAUGAAAGUAAAGAAGAGGAACUGCGGGGUGUGUUUUGGAAUAUACCAACGUGUCCACAGAAAACACGAAAGGCCAGCAGCCUCUGGUCCUGAUGCUGAAAAUAGACCUUAUUGCUCUGUUUUGCUGUUUGUGACCACAACGCUCCUCACGCCCAUCGCUUUACAGGAAUCAGGCAACAAUGCGUAUCGUAUAAAUGAGUCACGUUUGUGUUUAGUGAGGAUCAAGAGAGUUCCUCCUCACUUGUGCCAUUAUGCCGUUAACUAAGGCACCAUUACAGUUAAUGUGUUUUAUUCUUUGUUGAGGUGGCGUGCACAUUCCGUUCCAGGCUUAUCAGGUGGGUGGGAAUCGUGCAGACGUACGCUUGUAUUUAAACCAGCGGAGAAAACAGAUUGUCUUCAUGGCAAGAAAGUUGUCAGACUGACAUUGUGGAACAUUCUGUACUUGACUUGAUUGAAAUACAGACUUGUGUUAAACAUG
This is a messenger RNA of Dunckerocampus dactyliophorus (ringed pipefish), 6320 nucleotides long. RefSeq names its product angiopoietin-like 1b (gene angptl1b). The record is from RefSeq and is a predicted model, not a curated record. The coding region runs from base 598 to 2055 and encodes 485 amino acids. The transcript is spliced from 7 exons. NCBI's taxonomy places the organism in Eukaryota, Metazoa, Chordata, Actinopteri, Syngnathiformes, Syngnathidae. Gene Ontology annotation, biological process: cell surface receptor protein tyrosine kinase signaling pathway.